GCCGGAGACUGGGCGAGGCGGAAGACGGCUCCGGACGUCCAGUGAGACAGCCCAGAGAAGAGGACCGUGCAGUGCUGGCAUCCAGUUCUGAGCAGGUUCGGGAGUCAACUAAGAGGACCUGAGAGGAGGCGCCCAGACGGCCUCUGGGGACCUGCAGCACAGGCCACCAUCUUGCCACACUCUCUGCUUCCUGUUCUGAGAAUCAGGUGCCACUAAGAUGUCAAACCCAUUCCUUAAACAAGUGUUCAACAAGGACAAGACAUUCAGGCCCAAACGCAAGUUCGAGCCUGGCACACAACGCUUCGAACUACACAAGCGUGCGCAGGCGUCUCUCAACGCGGGCCUGGACCUGCGGCUGGCUGUGCAGCUGCCACCGGGCGAGGAUCUCAACGACUGGGUGGCCGUGCACGUGGUGGACUUCUUCAAUCGAGUCAACCUCAUCUAUGGCACCAUCAGCGAUGGCUGCACCGAACAGUCGUGCCCAGUCAUGUCCGGGGGCCCCAAGUACGAGUACCGCUGGCAGGACGAGCAACGCUUCCGGAAGCCCACAGCGCUGUCAGCACCCCGCUACAUGGACCUGCUUAUGGACUGGAUAGAGGUGCAGAUCAACAACGAGGACAUCUUCCCCACUAAUGUUGGCACACCAUUCCCCAAGACCUUCCUGCAGGCAGUGCGCAAGAUCCUGUCAAGGCUGUUCCGCGUGUUCGUGCAUGUGUACAUCCACCAUUUCGACCGCAUCGCCCAGAUGGGCUCCGAGGCGCAUGUCAACACCUGCUACAAGCACUUCUAUUACUUUGUCACCGAGUUCAGCCUCAUCGACCCCAAAGAGCUGGAGCCCCUGAAGGAGAUGACAUCACGGAUGUGUCACUGAGGGCCCCUCCCAUCCGCUGAGACUUGGGGAGGCAGCUGUGUGCAGCCCGUGUCUCAGGAGCAUGGCACGCUCGAUCACGCCGCUGUCUGAGGAGCAGCAAGACCACAGCUUCCGCCCCCUCUCGUGGUGACUGCGGGCCCUGGCUCUAGCCUGUGCCCUUGCAGGCAUCCAGGGGCUGAACCUGAAUUCUGGACACUGUGAUUUCGCCACUGGGGUUACACUGUGCUUGCCACGGCCUCCGUCAGGAGGCAGGAUCUGGAGCCACUGCCAACCACCCCUUGUCCCUUCUCCAUGACUCUGCCUUGACAGCUUUGUCCCUUACUUGCCAACCUGGAAGGGAAGGUGCCACCAGGUCUCUUCUGUUUACAGCCACAUUGUGUGUGGGUGACCACAUAGGCAGCCAGCAUACCUCCAAAGAUGUACUGAUGUGCCAUGCCACGCCCCCCCCCCAAGCACCCCAGGGCAGGACUCCCAGUAUUGGGUAUUCUGGGAGUCUCUGUAGGUCAGGAAGGGUGCACUGCAUGCCUGUGUCCCAGGACUCUGCAGGCAGCUGCAAGGGGGAUUGCUAUAAACUUGAGGCCACCCUGACCUCCACAGUAAGGGUCAGGCCAGCCAGGGUCUCAUAACAAGAUUGUCUU
Mus pahari (shrew mouse) is the source of this 1509-nucleotide messenger RNA. RefSeq names its product MOB kinase activator 3A (gene Mob3a). The coding region runs from base 218 to 871 and encodes 217 amino acids. Gene Ontology annotation, molecular function: protein kinase activator activity. The record is from RefSeq and is a predicted model, not a curated record. Gene Ontology annotation, biological process: positive regulation of protein phosphorylation; signal transduction. Gene Ontology annotation, cellular component: cytoplasm; nucleus. The transcript is spliced from 5 exons. Lineage: Eukaryota; Metazoa; Chordata; Mammalia; Rodentia; Muridae.